GGGCGACACGGGGCCAUAGAAGUAUUAUGAGUAGAACAGAAUGCAACGUUUGUUUUGGAUUUCCUUCUUCCAAUAGGGCCAAUUUCCAACAGUCAUGGAGGAGCAGACAGAGUCCCCCAGAGGAAAUGAUAACAGCAGCCGCAGAAAUGGAGACGAGAAACCCAGACGUGGCAGCUGGACCAAAGGAAGGAAGAGGAAGAAGCCCAUGAAGGACAGAAACGCUCCCAAAGCUCCUCUAACAGGAUACGUUCGCUUUAUGAAUGACAGACGGGAACAGCUGCGGGCCGAGCGUCCAGAUGUGCCCUUCCCUGAGAUUACCCGGAUGCUGGGCAAUGAGUGGAGCAAACUGCCCCCUGAGGAAAAGCAGAGAUACCUGGAUGAGGCGGAGCGGGACAAAGAGCGUUACAUGCGUGAGUUAGAGGAGUACCAGAAGACCGAGGCUUACAAGCUUUUCACCCGAAAGGUUCAGGAAAAGCAGAAAGGAAAGAGACAUCGGCCAGCAGAUGUUGGACACCAGGUUGCCAUUGAAGCCCAUCUGGAGAAGGACACGGAGGGGAAAGACAGGACAGUCUUUGACAUCCCCAUCUUCACUGAGGAAUUCCUCAACCACAGCAAAGCACGUGAGGCUGAGAUGCGGCAGCUGCGAAAGACGAACAUGGAGUAUGAGGAGCGCAAUGCUGCCUUGCAGAAGCACGUGGAAAGUAUGCGCGGAGCGGUAGAGCGACUGGAAGGUGACGUGAUGCAGGAGAGGGGACGAAACAGUCUUCUACUGCAACACUUGGAGACCCUAAGGCAGGCACUUGCUUCCAGCUUUGCAUCCAUACCUCUACCAGGCACCGGAGAGACAGCCACCCUGGAGAGCAUCGACUCCUACAUGAAGAAGCUGCACAGCAUCAUUAUCAGUAACCCACAGGAGCAUGACAGCCUCAUCAACACUGUGAGGGAGGUGGUCAACCGCUUAGACAGGUAAUUGGUUUCUGCUGUUUCCCUGGAUUCAGACAAGCCUCGGCCAGCUGACGUUCUAUGUCAACUCAUCCUGUCAGUUUGCCGUGCAGUAGAUUUCUCACACAGAUUUUACCUACUGAGAUUUUUGUUUGUGACAAGUCCAUUCAUAUUUAUUUUUGCUUGAGUAACAUCUUUUAUCAUUAUCAUCAAUAUUUUCAUAAAAAAUCUUCCUUUGGAUACUUUGUGCAGUUUUACUUUUAUAAUGUUGAAGUAUGACGUGCCAUUUGUUAGCUCAUUCAUGUAUAAAAAAAAAAGUGUUUCAAUAAACUGGUUCUAGUUGUACUUUUGUUUCACAAUACUCAGACGCGUAUCUCACCUGGAACUAAAUCUUCAGCAGAAACAAAUAUAAGGUACCGGUAACUAAAAAAGCGACUUGCCAGUACUGUAAUGGAAUGGAAUUUGAGGUAAUUAUUUAGCCCUCCCGGCCUGUGUGCUGGAAUACAAUAGCCAACUUUCCUCCACAGUGGACCACAGGAAAUCAGAUGAAGAUGGAUAAAACUGGAGCUAAUUGAGGUUUAAUUGGGACUUUAGAUAAUCCGCCCGGUUUAUUUGAUAAUCCCAGUCAGGAAAUAUCACAGCAUUGCUAUUGUUUUGGAUUUGUUUUUUGAGUGGAUGUGAGGAAGCCUUUGCUGAUUUCAGUUCUGAUGCCCUUUCCCACUCUGCAGCAAACAUCGAAAUACACUAUGUGCCAGUCCAACAAUAGGCAACAGUGUUUGGUCCUGAUGUGCUGCUCUUCCUGCUGGCCGGCAGACUCAGCUGAACUAUAUGUAACUACAUAUUAGAGUGGAUUAUACACUCUGGCCUCUUCAGAUGCCUUUUUGUUCUUAACAGCCGUUCGAAACAUCUAAUCAGACAAUCCCGUUCGGAUGUGUGAACAUCGGCUGCUUCUUCAAGACAGUCCCAUUCAAACAGAUCGACACAAAACGUAAUUUAUGUACUGAUAAAUUGUUUAGAUUAUAGUUUGAACCUGCUUUUGCAAUUAUAAAACCAAAUUUAUGAUGUAGUUCAUAAAAGAAAAACUCUCCGACUCUCCUUUGGACAGACUGUGAGAGUAGGAAAGGUCAGCUGUAGUAUUCUGCCUUCCUGUGACGGGUUGGAGUGUGAAAGUGGUUGGGUUACAGGUUUCUUUCUGACCUUGCUGCAGCUUGGCCUUCAACCCCUGAAGGUGCUCACAGUCAGGCCUUCAGUCAAGCUGUCCUUUGUUCACUGUGGCACUGACAACCUUUUAACAUGACUUUUUAACAUGACUGUGGCUAUCGUUGAAAAGUUGUGAGUCCAUGAAAGGAUUUUGGUGCUGUUCUGGACAGGUUCAAUCAGCAGCUGUACCAGUGGUGGGCACUGACACGCUAAGUAGCAUCAUCAGCAACAGUUCAAUGCCCAAGAAGGCAACUUCAGAUAGACAGUAUUUGAUCCAUUCCUGGAGCAAAUAUUUCACAUGCUUGACAGGUCCAUUUGCUGUGUUUCUUUGAUGGAUUUACUGAUAGGUGGUGCUCAUUUUCUUCUUUCAAUCUUACAUGUAGAUCUCAAGUGGCCUCGUCAGGUGCUACACAAAGAGAGUAGAAUCUAAUCGGAUUUGUUUAUUGUUUUCAUUGAACAUUCAAUUCAUUGAACACUGUGCCACCACCUGUGAAGUAAAGGUGAAAACUACUGCUUUCUAUGCACAGUAGGAGCAUGAAGAUCGGUUACAGUGAAAGCAGAGAGUGGUGGUUCAGGGCAUUUCAGACAUCCCUGUGUACAGUUGUGACGGAUAAACCACAUGCAGCAGUGUCACAGAUUUUUGUGACGAGGUCAGUUUGAUUGACUCAAGGCACUGGGAUGAGUCAGGGGUCAUGUGCUGACAUGGCAUUUCCUUCUCAAAUGAGUCAGUGGAAACAAAACCGUACACUGUUGCACUGUAACUUAAAAUCACAUCUGGGAAUUGUGGAACUGACUGCAUCACUCUAGUCCUCAAAGGACCAAAACAUUGAAGUGUGUAAAUUCUCUGAACUUCUUUGGUUAACAUAACUUCUACCAUCAUGUCCAGAAAAAAAAUAAAAAUAAA
Molecule: messenger RNA, 3046 nt
Organism: Synchiropus splendidus (mandarinfish)
Lineage: Eukaryota; Metazoa; Chordata; Actinopteri; Syngnathiformes; Callionymidae
Gene: hmg20a
Product: high mobility group 20A
Exons: 9
Coding region: 95-970 (291 amino acids)
Biological process (GO): regulation of gene expression
Cellular component (GO): nucleus
Source: RefSeq, a predicted model, not a curated record